AUGCUCCGCGGCCAGACCCUCCGCUGGAGAGCCGCGCUCCAAACACCGCGCCCUUUCAUUCUCCGGCCCCUAUUUGCUUCACACGGAUACAAUGUCGGCUCCCGAUCGUUUUUAGAGGCGUCGCGCCGUUUCCGUUCACUUCCGCCGUCCCCUCGCACUUUUUCAUCCAGCGCCGCCCGGCGGAGAGAAAAACCUCCACCUGGAGAUGAGAAGGAGGAUCCAAACCAAAAAGAGAACAAAGAGGAUAAAGAUGGAGGCGAAGAUAAAGACGUUGACCGCGAGCCUCGCCGAAAGCAGGUUGAUUCGUCUGCGAAGCAGGGCUCUGUAGAAUCAGGAGCUCCGACAUCGGCCUUCGCAAGGCGGAAGGAGAAAGCGGUGGAUAAGGAGCAGCGUAGCGUGGAUGAAGAUGCAAAAAAGGAAGCUGAAGGGAAAGGCAACUCUUCGGACACUCCCUCAACUAUUCCUGUAGGUGAGGGUUCGUCAGACUCCAAGCCCAGUGGCUCGAACAAUGGUGGUGAUGAUGGUGGAAAGAAAGGAAAGAAGAGCUCCAAUGACAAGGCCCUGCAAAAGCCAUCAGUACCUGAGGUUUAUCCUCAAGUUAUGGCAAUUCCUAUUGCUAAACGCCCGCUUUUCCCCGGUUUUUACAAAGCUAUUACCAUCCGCGACCCAAAUGUCGCUACCGCUAUCCAAGAUAUGAUGAAACGUGGGCAGCCAUACGUGGGGGCCUUCCUGUUCAAGGAUGAAAAUGCGGACGGUGAUGUGAUUGAGAACACAGACGAUGUCUAUGACGUUGGCGUAUUCGCCCAGGUUACUGCUGCUUACCCUCUACGCGGGGAACAAAGCGGCGUGACAGCCGUACUCUACCCCCACCGACGUAUCAAGAUAUCUUCUCUACUGCCACCUAGCGAUUCCUCGAAGGCUGCCACGCCGGAGGAUAAGACCACAGAAAAGCGCGGUGACGUUGUAGCGAGCUUUGAGGAGAACUCCGAACUCGCACCGAAAGAUCAUUAUGAACCUACCUCUUUCUUACGGAAAUACCCAGUCAGCUUAGUGAACGUUGAGAACCUUACGGAAGAGCCCUUUGAUAAGAAGAGCGCUAUUAUCCGAGCCGUGACAAGUGAAAUUGUCAACGUCUGCAAGGAAAUCGCUACGCUGAACCCCCUGUUCCGUGAUCAGAUCUCGGCGUUCUACACGGAUCAGUUCCCUGGAAACCUGAGUGAUGAACCUGCUAAGCUGGCGGACUUUGCUGCGGCCGUCUCUGGGGGAGAGCUGCAUGAGCUUCAGGAAGUUUUGGAGCUUAUGAAUAUCGAAGAGAGAUUGCCUAAGGGCCUGGUUGUCCUGAAGAAGGAGCUUAUGAAUGCCCAGCUUCAAUCCAAGAUAUCUAAGGAUGUUGAGGCCAAGAUUCAGAAGCGGCAACGAGAGUACUGGUUGAUGGAGCAGAUGAAGGGGAUUAAGAGAGAGCUGGGCAUUGAGUCCGAUGGGAAGGAUAAGCUCGUGGAGAAAUUUAAGGAGAAGGCGGAGAAACUCGCAAUGCCCGAAGCUGUGAAGAAGGUGUUCGAUGAAGAGAUCAACAAGCUUGCUCAUCUUGAGCCCGCUGCCUCUGAGUUCAAUGUCACCCGGAACUAUUUGGACUGGUUGACACAAAUUCCCUGGGGGAAAAGGAGUGUGGAAAACUUUGGGAUUAAUCAUGCGACCACUGUUUUGAACGAAGAUCACUACGGUUUGAAGGACGUCAAGGACCGCAUUCUCGAAUUUAUUGCCGUUGGAAAGCUCCGAGGUACCGUUGAAGGAAAAAUUCUCUGCCUUGUUGGUCCUCCUGGUGUCGGAAAGACAAGUAUUGGAAAGUCCAUCGCCCGGGCGCUGAACCGACAAUACUAUCGGUUCUCCGUAGGUGGAUUAACGGAUGUGGCAGAGAUCAAGGGUCACCGAAGGACGUACGUGGGGGCUCUUCCAGGGCGUAUAAUUCAAGCACUCAAGAAGUGUCAAACGGAGAACCCUCUUAUCUUGAUCGAUGAAGUGGAUAAGAUUGGCCGUGGUCACCAGGGCGAUCCAUCUUCAGCAUUGCUUGAACUUCUCGAUCCCGAGCAGAACUCGUCCUUCUUGGAUCAUUACAUGGAUGUGUCCGUGGAUCUAUCGAAGGUCCUGUUCGUUUGCACUGCCAACAUCACUGAUACGAUACCCCGGCCAUUGCUAGAUCGCAUGGAGGUGAUCGAGCUGUCUGGCUAUGUUGCGGAUGAGAAAAUGGCGAUCGCUCAACGAUAUCUUGCUCCCUCUGCUCGAGAACUUACUGGCCUCAAGGACGUUGACGUCAACCUGAAUGAGGAAGCGAUUGAAGAAUUAAUCAAGUCGUACUGUCGCGAAAGUGGUGUACGAAACCUGAAGAAGCAGAUCGAGAAAGUCUAUCGGAAGGCCGCCUUCAAAAUUGUUCAGGAUCUCGGAGAAGAGGUUCUAUCAGAGGAGAAGGCCCUCACGGAUGAAGGCAAGGCAGCGCAAGAGGAGUCGAACAAGGAGGAAACAUCGAGUGAAUCGGACAAGUCAACCGCAGAAACGCCUCGGGUGGCACUCAAGGUACCCGAUACCGUACAGCUCAGCAUCGGCAAGGACAGCUUGACCGACUACGUUGGUCCGCCAAUUUUCACUGCUGACCGCCUGUAUGACACCUUCCCACCGGGUGUUACAAUGGGUCUGGCUUGGACCAGCAUGGGAGGUGCGGCUCUGUACGUCGAGUCCAUCUUGGAAAACGCGUUGACACCCGAGUCACGACCGGGCCUCGAUAUCACGGGUAAUUUGCAGAAUGUGAUGAAGGAGUCCACUCAGAUUGCCUACUCCUUUGUGAAGUCGGUGGUGGCCAAACAGUACCCAGAAAACCGAUUCUUUGAAAAGGCCAAAUUACACAUGCACUGCCCGGAGGGUGCUGUUCCAAAGGAUGGCCCAUCCGCUGGUAUCACAAUGGCGACAUCUCUCCUUUCGCUGGCAUUGAACCAUCCCCUGGAUCCAACGAUCGCCAUGACCGGAGAGCUGACAGUGACUGGGAAAGUAUUGCGCAUCGGGGGUCUGCGAGAGAAGACCGUAGCUGCACGCCGUGCUGGCGCCAAGAAGAUUAUUUUCCCAGCCGAUAACAUGUCCGACUGGCUGGAGCUACCUGAGAACAUCAAAGAAGGAAUUGAAGGCCACCCCGUGAGCUGGUAUUCAGAAGUGUCCGAUAUCCUGUUUGCCGAUGUCGAUAAGGAUACCGCAAACCACGUUUGGCAGAAGCAGCUGUCCGAGGAUCCCAAGAAGAAGAAGAAGUCUAAUGACCAUGACGAGGACGAUGACUGA
This is a messenger RNA of Aspergillus puulaauensis, 3318 nucleotides long. RefSeq names its product endopeptidase La (gene PIM1). The record is from RefSeq and is a predicted model, not a curated record. Gene Ontology annotation, cellular component: mitochondrial matrix. Gene Ontology annotation, molecular function: ATP hydrolysis activity; ATP-dependent peptidase activity; single-stranded DNA binding. Gene Ontology annotation, biological process: mitochondrion organization; protein catabolic process; protein quality control for misfolded or incompletely synthesized proteins. Bases 1 to 3318 code for a protein of 1105 amino acids. Lineage: Eukaryota; Fungi; Ascomycota; Eurotiomycetes; Eurotiales; Aspergillaceae. The transcript has 3 exons.